Brachypodium distachyon (stiff brome) is the source of this 2427-nucleotide messenger RNA. RefSeq names its product protein FAR1-RELATED SEQUENCE 5-like. The transcript is spliced from 2 exons. NCBI's taxonomy places the organism in Eukaryota, Viridiplantae, Streptophyta, Magnoliopsida, Poales, Poaceae. Bases 203 to 1174 code for a protein of 323 amino acids. The record is from RefSeq and is a predicted model, not a curated record.
CCCCCAGCCGGAGCGCCGCCGCCACCCCGCCCCCUAACCGAUUCUCCCCCUGCCCGUUCCAAUCGAGCCGCAGCGCCGAUCCCUGCGGCCACCGUGGCCAUUCCAAAGUUGGCGCAGCGCCGGCACCCCCAGAACGGAAGAAAUCGGGUUGCCUGCCCGCACCCAAUCCCUCGUUCCAUUGUAAGGUUUGUCAGUUUGUGAGAUGGAUGGUUAUAAUGCCAGCUUGGAGGAGAUGGAAGAAUAUCACAUGAUGGUGAGUCAGAUGUUUGGAAGCGUUGAAGAAGGUUACGAGCAGUACAACAGCUAUGCAAAAUCUAAAGGGUUUAGUGUGAGAUUGGACGAUAAGGAGUACAUUAGUGGCACCACGGAAUUGAAAAGAAGACGUUUCUGCUGCAGUAAGGAAGGGUACCGUUUGGAGAAGUACUUUGUAGCAAAAGAUCAAAUAAGGGAGCCACGGGCGCUCACCCGUUGUGGAUGUAAAGCUAUGCUUGAGAUCCAGCGACAACCUGGAACGGUUCUUUGGUUUGUCAAGAAUUUUGUUGAUGUCCACAGCCAUCCACUUGACCCCAAGCAGUCUCCUUUUCUACGGUCACAUCGCCGUUUAAACAAUGCUCAGAAAGCUGAUGCCAUAGAAUAUGGUCUUGGUGGCCUUCGUACGUGCCAAAUCAUGGAAGUUAUGGAGAAGCACCAUGGUGGGUAUGAUCAGGUUGGGUUUGUUUCCCGGGACCUCUAUAAUUUCUUCGCCAAGUACAAGAAGAAAAGAAUCUUAGGAAGGGAUGCUGAAUUUGUCUUGAACCACAUGAGAGCCCAAGUUGAACGAGAUGCUGAAUUUUUCUUCAAAUACAGUACGGAUGAUGAAGGACAUCUUCAAAAUAUAUUCUGGGCAGAUUCACAAUCUCAGAUUGAUUAUGAAGCAUUCAGUGACCUAGUUGUGUUUGACAGCACAUAUCGGGUCAAUCGGUAUAAUCUCCCAUUUGUUCCAUUUAUUGGGGUGGACCAUCGUCGCAGUACAAUUGUUUUUGGUGUUGGUAUUGUUUCAGACGAGACUGUCUCGUCGUACGAGUGGCUACUGCAGUCAUUUGUUGAGGCGAUGAGCCAUAAGAACCCGAGAUCUGUGAUCACUGAUGGAGACGCCGCCAUGAGGAAAGCCAUUAAGAAGGUAUGUCGAGGAUAGACCAUCGACUAUGCAGUUGGCACAUUGAGCAGAACAUGAUACGCCACCUGCGUAAUCCAAUGCUUCGGGACUUCAGAAAACUCAUAUAUCGUAAGAUGGGAGUAUAUGAGUUUGAGAGAUCUUGGGCUCGGUUCAAGGAAAAGUAUGAGAUCACAGAGCAGGCUGCAUGGAUGUCCAGAAUGUACAAACUUAGGAAGAGGUGGUCUGCGGCUUAUACAAAUGGAAGAUACUUUUUGGGCAUGCAGAGCAACCAGCGUAGCGAGAGUCUUAACUCUAGGCUCCAUAAUCACCUAGACCGGAAAAUGUCGUUGGUUGACUUGGUGGAGCACAGCGAGCACUGCAUGUCACGUAUCCGCAGAAAUGAGGCCGAGUUGGAUGCAAAAGCUGCAAAUUCAGUUCCUUUCACUAGAAUAGAUGCUAAUCCAUUAGAGAAAAAUGCUGCCCGUUUUUACACACCAAAGAUGUUCAGGAGGGUUAGAUAUUGCAUUUGCAGAUCAUCUGCAUGGGAGAUUGAAGAGCAUACAGAGAGAGAUGGGUUGGUCACCUAUAGAGCUGCAUUAAAAGAAGGAGCCGAAGGAAGGAGCAGACAUGUCUUCUUUGUAGAGUGUUCAUUUCAUGGAUCUUCAAUGAAUGGCAUCUUCUCUGGUUGCCGCAAAUUGGAGUGCGAAGGUGUCCCAUGUUCACACAUUUUUUCACUUCUGAGUUUCCUAGGUGUAGAGACCAUUCCUCCGUGUUGUGUUCGGAUUAGGUGGACAACGCAAGCAAAGGCCGCAUUCGUGUCGGAGACAAAUGCCAAUACACAUGUGUGAUCAGAAGAGAUGGGUCGUUACCGGCAAAUGCGAAACAAGGCUAGUGUUGCUCUAUUCAAAGCUUCAAAGAGCGAAGAGCGUUCGCAGCAGGGGAUGGAUUUUCCGCAAAGCAUUCUCGAUCGCCCCUUUAAGAAUGAUGGGACCCCUUAUGAGACAGCUUUUCGUCUUAUACCAUCCCAUUAUUCUGCCUCAAGCAAUGUUUUUGGGGAGAAAGUCCUUGAUCCAAAAAUAAUCGUGACAAAAGGUGCUCCAGCAAAGAAGAGAAUGAAGCCAUUUCAUGAGACAUUGAGGCAGUCGAAUGGGCACAAGAGGCGAAACAGAUCGUGCGGCGAAUGUGGCGAUUCCACACAUGACAGGCGCACUUGUCCAAAACUGAAGUAGUUAUUCUGGUGGUUGGUCCUCGCCUACAAUGACCAGAUCGUGCUGCUAUUCUUGUCGGGCAAG